Moneuplotes crassus is the source of this 1167-nucleotide messenger RNA. The record is from the annotation of a GenBank genome assembly. Lineage: Eukaryota; Ciliophora; Spirotrichea; Euplotida; Euplotidae.
CAAAAAUAAUUAUUAUCAGCAAGAUGAGAUCUUCAACCCAAAAUAGUGCCAAGCGAUGCCCAAAUAAUAGCUACAGAGGUCUUGAGGUAUCCAAGACUGUCCAGAAUGAAGACAUUCUACAUCUCAUUUCAAAACCUAUCAAGAUGCGUAAACGAAGUAUCAAAUUUUACCCAAAAAUAGUCAAGCAUGAUUGUCGUAAAAAUGAUAUAAAAAACCAUCCGAAUAUUGUGUACAGUGAAAAGACCCAGAAUAAGCUCCUUGGAGUAUCAGCUAAUAAAUAGAAGGAUUUCAGUCGAUAAUUCAAAUGAAUUGUUCCCAUCAGAAGAUAUUAUGAACAGAACAGUAAAUUUUUAUAAGGAGAAGUUGUUCCCAACUAGAAACAUUAAGAAACUCGAUAAGCGAAGAGCGAUCAGGAAACCUCUCCUAAAUAAUUUUCAAUGAAGUGCUAGGGAGAAGAUCAAGGAAAGGUUGCUCAACUUCGACAGAGAGUUUCAGACAAGACCUCUCAAUCUACAAAUUCAUCCUCGUCAAAAACUUGCUGACUCUCAAGCUUUUGUGACUACUCGUAACAACCAGGAAAUCAUGAACACUGAAACAAACUCAAAGACUUUCUCAGACUUUGAAGAGUUCAACAUGCAGGCCAUUGGUUUAAAUACUUGCAAAAUAGCAUUCCCUACUAGCACUAAGAAUAUAGUGAGAAGAAAGAAAAAAUAAGACAAAAUCUCUGCUUCAAAGUGCUAAGAAAGGUCUCAAAAACAACAUUUUUCAUAAAACAAAAUUUAAGAUCUUCAAAACUCAAAAAGAAAUAGAGACUAACAAAUAAGAUUUUCCAAUGGAACAAAACCAGUAGGGUCAAAUACAGACCCACUAGAGAACAAUCUGACCCAAGACUCCUCAUAAAAACAAACCGAUCAAUGAGACCAUGUCUCAAGCUCAACAUCCCCAAAGUCUUCUUCAAACUCCUCUCCUCCACUAAACCUGCCCACAACACCUCUCUUGACCAAAACCUCCCUCAAAAUCCCCUCCAAACUUCCUGAACCUCCCCUCUAAAUCCCACUCAGCCAGAUCUCCAGUGUAACCAGCCCAGUCCUACAAAUUUCUUCAAAAAUUCCAAAAUCCUUCUAUGAACCACACAGAAAGCACUAAAAAGUCCGAACAAGUAGGAAC